AUGAGUUCGCCAGUAGCAUUCGUUACUGGCGGAGGAAGCGGCAUAGGUCUUGCCGUAGCUGAGCACCUGAUACAAUUCUACGGCUACCGAGUUGCCAUUGCCGACAUCGUUGAAGAACGUGCCAAAGAACAGGCUGGCAGGUUAGGUGACAACUGUUGGGGCAUUCAUCUCGAUGUCUCGGACUACAACGCUCAAGCAAAUGCCUUCCUGAAGACCUGGGAAUGGGGAGGUUGUAGACUUGACCUGGUGUUUCUGAACGCUGGAAUUGGGGACUCCGACACGCUUUACAAAGACAGCGCUGUGGACCAACAGACCGGACUGCCAGCACCAAUCGAUCUUCGCGUCUUCGAUGUCAACGUGAACGCGGUCAUCCAAGGCAUUCAUCUAGCCCGACACUUCUUUUCGGAGAAAAACAACAAUACUGGAGGACGCAUCGUUGUCACGUCUAGUAUGCUUGGCCUGUACCCGAAUCACAGCAUUCCACUGUACACAGCAUCCAAGCACGCCUUGAUCGGUCUGGUUCGCUCACUGGCUCCCGUGUACAUCAAGGACAGCAUCACUAUCAAUGCUCUUUGCCCUGCGAUCGUCGAGACCAAUUUAAUGCCUGCGCAUAUCGCGGCCCUGUGGGAUCGGCAGCAGCUGACACCACUCAACACAGCAUUGAAGGCUGUGGACGCGAUAUUGGCGGACGAUAGGCUCAACGGGAACGCCAUUGAAUUGUCUCUGGAUGAGCUGGUCUUCAAACCGAAACAAGAAUACUCUACGCCGAACAUAAAGUUCAGCUGCCAACAACAUCUCUUGUGGGAACAGGUCGCUGCGCCGAACUUGCCGCGGGAGCCAGGCAAGAACAUAUAA
Messenger RNA from Cercospora beticola, 855 nucleotides. RefSeq lists its product as uncharacterized. Gene Ontology annotation, molecular function: oxidoreductase activity, acting on the CH-OH group of donors, NAD or NADP as acceptor. Gene Ontology annotation, cellular component: cytoplasm. The record is from RefSeq and is a predicted model, not a curated record. Lineage: Eukaryota; Fungi; Ascomycota; Dothideomycetes; Mycosphaerellales; Mycosphaerellaceae.